AUGGCGUCGCGCUGCUUCGCGGGUGUGGGGGAUAGGGGUGACCUGGAGGUGGCUGGUGGUGGCGGCACCCGGAGGAGCCGGGCCUGGCGGCGGCCCCAGAGCUCACCGCAACCCCCGCGGAGGCCGCGCAGGGGUGACCUUCCAGCGGGAGACGUGGGGUCGGUGCCGGCCUGGCGGCGUCUGUGCCAGCGCGGCGUGAGGGGGAGGGCGGGAUGUGGGAGCGGAGCGAACCCCCCCCCGCCUCGGUGGUGCCUCCCGACGGGGGAUGGCACCGUUUGGCCCCGCGGGUGGCGACGUUGUCUCCGAGAGGGUGAACCUGUCAGAGUCCUGGUGACUGGAGCUGCUGGGCAGAUUGCUUACUCCCUGCUCUACAGCAUUGCCAAGGGAGAUGUCUUCGGCAAAGACCAGCCUCUUAUUCUUGUGCUGCUGGACAUCACUCCUAUGAUGACUGUACUGGAAGGUGUGGUGAUGGAGCUGCAGGACUGUGCUCUGCCACUGCUCAGAGAGGUCAUUCCAACAGACAAGGAGGAAGUUGCAUUCAAAGACCUUGACAUAGCGAUUCUGGUUGGCUCCAUGCCAAGGAGAGAGGGCAUGGAAAGGAAGGAUUUACUCAAAGCAAAUGUGAAAAUUUUCAAGUCUCAGGGUGCAGCCUUGGACAAGUAUGCCAAAAAGUCUGUCAAGGUUGUGGUAGUUGGGAAUCCAGCAAAUACUAACUGCCUGAUUGCAUCAAAGUCAGCUCCAUCUAUACCAAAGGAAAACUUCAGCUGCUUAACUCGUUUGGAUCACAACAGAGCCAAAUCUCAGAUUGCUCUGAAACUUGGUGUGACUGCUAAUGAUGUGAAGAAUGUCAUCAUCUGGGGCAACCACUCCUCCACUCAAUAUCCAGAUGUCAACCAUGCGAAGGUUAACGUGAAAGGAAAGGAAGUUGGAGUUUAUGAAGCUAUAAAAGAUGACAGCUGGCUGAAGGGAGACUUUAUCCUGACUGUUCAGCAACGUGGAGCAGCAGUUAUUAAGGCCAGGAAGCUGUCCAGUGCCAUGUCAGCUGCCAAAGCUAUCUGUGAUCACGUGAGGGACAUCUGGUUUGGUACUCCAGCGGGGGAAUUUGUUUCGAUGGGAGUCAUUUCUGAUGGCAAUUCUUACGGUGUUCCUGAAGACUUGCUAUAUUCAUUCCCUGUUGUGAUCAAGGACAAGGCCUGGAAGUUUGUUGAAGGUCUUCCUAUUAAUGAUUUUUCUCGUGAGAAGAUGGAUCUUACUGCUAAGGAGUUAGCUGAAGAGAAGGAGACUGCUGUGGAAUUCCUCUCCAGUGCAUGACUAGGUCAUGAGGAAAUACAAAAUCAUUUAAGAGUGGAAGAAUCUAAGAGUCGUCUUUAGGUCUGCUACCAAACACUAUUACUGUAUCCAAGUCAACUGUCUGUGGCCAUUGUGCAUUUUAAAGUUCAUAAGCUUACUGGUACUGUUGUGCCUCUGGAGUUAUUAGCAAAAAUGUUAUUAAAGAAGUAAAACUAGUUUGUUGACCAAA
Molecule: messenger RNA, 1519 nt
Organism: Manacus vitellinus (golden-collared manakin)
Lineage: Eukaryota; Metazoa; Chordata; Aves; Passeriformes; Pipridae
Gene: MDH1
Product: malate dehydrogenase 1
Biological process (GO): tricarboxylic acid cycle; oxaloacetate metabolic process; malate metabolic process
Cellular component (GO): cytosol; mitochondrion
Molecular function (GO): L-malate dehydrogenase (NAD+) activity
Source: RefSeq, a predicted model, not a curated record